AUGGGCCGGCGACCGCUUCCCAGAGGCCUGGCCCGCGUCGUGUGGAGGCAGGCGGCGGACAUCGUCGCGCGGCUGCUUCGCGCCGACGGCGCGCGCCGAGGCGGCGCGAGCGUCAAAUCGCUCACGCUGAGGGAUGGGAUCGCCGCGAAGAAGGCGACGCACGCGGUCGUGUGCGAGUGCCUGAAGCACGUCCCGCUGCUGCGAGAAGUUCUGGACGACGCGCGCGUGCCGUUGACGGAGGACGCGGAGGAGGACGGCGACGACGAGGAGGAGGAGGAGGAGGAGGAGGAGGAGGAGAGGAGGCGAGCGCGCGGCGGCGGUGCCGACGCGACAUCAUCGCGGGAUGCGGACGCGGACGACGAGCGAACGCGCCGCCGCGGCGUCCCGCGCUCCGCGGCGUACGUCCUGACGUACGAGCUCCUCUUCGGCGCGGGGCUCCCGGAUGACGCGGAGGAGGAGGAGGAGGAGGCGACGAGGAGGAGGCGCCCUCCCGACGUCGUCGCCGACGUCGUCGCCGCGCGCGCGACGCUCAUCGCGGGCUACCGCGACGCGCUGACGCGAUCGUUACGGACGCGGCUGCGACGCGCGAAAGCCUCGUCCGUGGAGGCGUACCUCCGCGCGCUCCCGGGCGGCGACCUCGUUGCGAGCGUGUCGACGCACUCGCGGCACGCGCGCGUGAACGUACUCAAGAUAUCCGUCGCGGACGCGAUGAAGCGGCUGUCGCGGCUUUCGCCGGCGUUGGGCGCGUUCGAAUAUCACGCCGACCCGCACGUCCCGAAUCUCGUCGUCGCCCCCCCCGGCACGGACCUCCACGCGCACGCCAUGGUGAAGCGCGGCGAGCUGAUAUUACAAGGCAAGAGCAGCUGCUUCCCCGCGGUCGCGUUGGGCGCGCGGGCGGGGUGGCACGUCGUCGACGCGUGCGCGGCGCCGGGAAACAAGGUGCGUUCUAUACACUGGUUCCCAUACGACCGCGUCGGCGAGACGACGCACGUCGCCGCCGUCGUCGGCGCCGGCGGGAGAGUCUUCGCGUUCGACGCCGACCGCGCGCGAUUAAGGCGGCUCAAGGCGAACGUCGCGAGCGCGGGCGCGGGCGAGAUCGUCGUGGCGCGGUGCGAGGACUUUCUGAGCGUGGACGUGAACGAUCCCGAGUACGCGGAAGUGCGCGCAGUGCUGCUCGAUCCGUCGUGCAGCGGCAGCGGGACGUCCGGGACGCGCGGGGACUACCUCCUGGCCGCGGCGCGCGGGGACGUCGUCGGUGGCUCGGGUGCUGACGUGGCGGGUGGCUCGGGUGCUGACGUGGCGCCUCCGGACGCGCGCGUCGCGGCGCUCGCGGCGUUUCAGACCAAGGCGCUGCUGCACGCGCUGUCGUUUCCGUCCGCGGAGCGGGUGUCGUACAGCACGUGUUCCGUGCACGCGCUCGAGAAUGAACGCGUCGUGAAAACGGUCGCGCCGAGGGCGUUAGAGCUGGGGUAUACGUUAGAGAAGGCGCUGCCGGCGUGGCACCGCCGCGGGUUAGAGUCGGAGAGCGCCGGAUUAGAGGCGAUCGGCGGCGCGGAGUGUUUAGUGCGCGCGGAUCAGAGAGAGGACGACUGCGAGGGUUUCUUCGUCGCCGUGUUCGCGAGGCCGCCGCCGCCGGGCGCGGCGGAGCGCGCGGCGGCCGCGAAGGCGAAGCGCGAGGCGGAGGCGGAGGCGGCGCGGGAGAAACGCGAAGCGAGAGCGGCGAAGAAGCGCGCGCGGAGCGACGGCAGCGAGGGCGUCGUCGCCGUCGGAGGGAGCGGCGGCGGCGGAGGCGGGAAGAAGAAGAAGAAGAAGAAGGGCGCCAAGUCCAAACCCGGUCGGCUGUUCAAGUGA
Molecule: messenger RNA, 1851 nt
Organism: Micromonas pusilla CCMP1545
Lineage: Eukaryota; Viridiplantae; Chlorophyta; Mamiellophyceae; Mamiellales; Mamiellaceae
Exons: 4
Coding region: 1-1851 (616 amino acids)
Biological process (GO): rRNA base methylation
Cellular component (GO): nucleolus
Molecular function (GO): RNA methyltransferase activity
Source: RefSeq, a predicted model, not a curated record